GGAGGCAGGGAGGGAGGCAGGCAGGCAGGGAGGGAGGCAGGCAGGCAGGGAGGGAGGCAGGGAGGGAGGGAGGGAGGCAGGCAGGCAGGGAGGGAGGCAGGCAGGCAGGGAGGGAGGCAGGCAGGCAGGCAGGCAGGGAGGGAGGAAGGAAGAAGGAAGAAAGAAGAAGGAAGAAGGAAGAAGGAAGAAGGAAGAAGGAAGAAGGAAGAAGGAAGAAGGAAGAAGGAAGAAGGAAGAAGGAAGAAGGAAGAAGGAAGAAGGAAGAAGGAAGAAGGAAGAAGGAAGAAUGAGGAAGGAAGAAGGAAGAAUGAGGAAGGAAGAAGGAAGAAGGAAGAAGGAAGAAGGAAGAAUGAGGAAGGAAGAAGGAAGAAUGAGGAAGGAAGAAGGAAGAAUGAGGAAGGAAGAAGGAAGAAUGAGGAAGGAAGAAGGAAGAAUGAGGAAGGAAGAAGGAAGAAUGAGGAAGGAAGAAGGAAGAAUGAGGAAGGAAGAAGGAAGAAUGAGGAAGGAAGAAGGAAGAAUGAGGAAGAAAGAAGGAGGAAGGAAGAAGGAAGAAGGAGGAAGGAAGAAGGAAGAAUGA
Messenger RNA from Candidula unifasciata, 577 nucleotides. NCBI's taxonomy places the organism in Eukaryota, Metazoa, Mollusca, Gastropoda, Stylommatophora, Geomitridae. The record is from the annotation of a GenBank genome assembly.